Molecule: messenger RNA, 324 nt
Organism: Strongylus vulgaris
Lineage: Eukaryota; Metazoa; Nematoda; Chromadorea; Rhabditida; Strongylidae
Source: the annotation of a GenBank genome assembly
AUGAGGACCGAAGGAGAGCAACACUCCAAAGACUCGGAUCUGGACGAAGUGGAGGAAAACGCGAGAGGUGCUGUAAAAUGUGGAGGAAUUAUGUACGCGAAUGUUCAUGAUGAUCCUGUCGUACCUGAUUUGAAAGAAAAGGUUGACGUACUUGUGUCUAUUUUCACGCUUGAAAGUGCCUGUCAAACGUACACCGAAUACUGUCACUGCAUUAAAAAUAUGGCCUUAAUGAGUCAUUUUGAGGUCCACCUUACUUUCGCCUACACUUAUGGACGAAUCUUCUACCUUCGGUACUUUGGACUACAGUUUAAAGUUAUGCUAUAA